Molecule: messenger RNA, 891 nt
Organism: Periophthalmus magnuspinnatus
Lineage: Eukaryota; Metazoa; Chordata; Actinopteri; Gobiiformes; Gobiidae
Gene: gtf2f2a
Product: general transcription factor IIF, polypeptide 2a
Exons: 10
Coding region: 75-875 (266 amino acids)
Biological process (GO): transcription by RNA polymerase II; transcription initiation at RNA polymerase II promoter
Cellular component (GO): transcription factor TFIIF complex
Source: RefSeq, a predicted model, not a curated record
GUAAACAAAUUGCUCGAUCGAUUUGCGCAUGCGCAUAUUUGAUGUUCUUUCUAGCUGCAACAUAAUUUUUAACUAUGUCAGAAAAGGGAGAAGUGGAUUUAACUGGUGCCAAGCAAAACACUGGUGUAUGGCUCGUAAAGGUUCCAAAAUAUCUGUCCCAACAAUGGACAAAAGCAUCUGGCAGAGGCGAAGUUGGGAAGAUCAAGAUAUGCAAAAAAGGGAACAUGGGGAAGCCUGAGGUGACUUUCACAUUAAAUGAAGAGUUGACUGUAAUUGAAGGUAUAGACACGGUAGCAGCCCCACGAGAGCAUCCUUUCACCAUGCAGACCGUAGGAGGGCAGACCUUAGCAGUCUUCACAGAGACUUCAGCAGGCCAGUCAGAGGAGAGAUCUGAUGGCAGCAGCCUAGGUUCGGGUACAGGUCCAGAUAAAAUUGCCUUGGAGGGGAUGGUAGUGCAGAGAGCUGAGUGCCGACCAGCUGUGAGUGAAAGUUACAUGAGACUGAAAAGGUUACAGAUAGAAGAGUCAUCAAAACCAGCCAGAUUGUCACAGCGUUUGGAGAAAGCAGUCGCAACCAACUACAAGCCUGUGGCAAAUCACGCUAACAAUCUUGAGUAUGAGAGGCGAAAGAAAGAGGAAGGGAAAAGGGCGAGGGCAGACAAACAGCAUGUGUUGGACAUGUUGUUUUCUGCCUUUGAAAAGCACCAGUAUUACAACAUCAAAGAUCUUGUGGAUAUCACAAAACAGCCUGUGAUUUACUUGAAGGAGAUCCUGCGUGACAUAGGCAUCUACAAUGUGAAGGGAACACACAAAAACACAUGGGAGCUUAAACCGGAGUAUCGACAUUACCAAGUAGAGGAAAAGACUGAUGAAUAGAUUGGCAUAGUCGGUG